CAAUAAAACUGCCGUAACGAACCGUCACACGCUGCUCUGCUCUGCGCGGCUGCACCCUCCCUCUCUUUCUCUGGCUCUCUCCAUAAACAGCAGCAGCGACGAACAGUUGCAGACGCACCAGGUCAUCACCAGCGGCAGCCGCGCGGGGCCGGAGAAGAGGAGAGGAGCGCGCGAGGUCAUCGUCGGCAGAGGCCGGAGCGAGCGAGGUGGGCACAGGAGGAGAACGGAGCAGGGGAGCGUCGUCGUCGGGCGUCGAGGCUGGCCGCCGCGAGGAUCCCGGCGCCCGUGCGCGCUGUCAUGGCGUGGUGGCGGAAGAAGGUGGUCACCCCGGCGCGCCGCGCGUGGGCCGCCGUGUCCACCCGCGUCCGCGCGCGCAACACAGGCAGCGGCGGCAGCAUAUUGAAGCUUCACGAGGAUGUGCAGACCUGUGGCUACAGGGACGUGCAGGUGAUGUUCGAGAUCCUGACCUCGGAGCUGGAGGUGGCCUCGCACGGCCCCAAGCACCAUCACCAGCGCAAGCGGCCGGCGUGGACGCCGCCGCCGCCGUGGCCCAGCCACCGGUCGUCGUCCAUGAUCGCGGCCGCGCAAUAGGGAGGCCCCGACGCCGACGUGACAUGGACAUGGACAUCAGGACAUGGAAUGGAAAGCUGCAAGUCAUGGCUAAUAAUUAUAAGCAGUCAAGAACACCGGGUUAGUAAGUGAUGCUAGCUAUUUGUCUGUCACUGAAAGUGUUGUGCCAAGGUAUCAGGCAUGCGUCCCCCUGCCCGUCUGUCCGGCGAAAGAGCGCGAAGAAUCCAGCAGCGUCAGUCAAGGUGUAAGUGUGUGUCAUAAGCUGGUCUGAAUGAUUGUACAUACUACAUACAUAGCACUUGUGCUGAAUUUUUCGCAAAGACUCGGAGAAAUAGAUGGAGCAAGAGGGGUUUAUUUUUCAAUUAUCUUGUGUAUCUUCCUGUUGCCAUUUGUAUGGUUUAUUUGCUGCUUAAGCUAUUUUCUGAAGAAUUUUAUGUGAGAAGCUGUUGGCA
Molecule: messenger RNA, 1022 nt
Organism: Setaria italica (foxtail millet)
Lineage: Eukaryota; Viridiplantae; Streptophyta; Magnoliopsida; Poales; Poaceae
Exons: 2
Coding region: 298-591 (97 amino acids)
Source: RefSeq, a predicted model, not a curated record